Messenger RNA from Brassicogethes aeneus, 1062 nucleotides. NCBI's taxonomy places the organism in Eukaryota, Metazoa, Arthropoda, Insecta, Coleoptera, Nitidulidae. The record is from the annotation of a GenBank genome assembly.
AUGGAUCCAGGUCAGCCGGCAUCAGUCAGACGGCACAGUGGUAGCCGAUGCCAGCGUAUGGUAUCUCUUGCUUUAAAUAUGCAACUCAAAGAAAAACUAAAUGUUAUUAGAAGUUCUAAUCAAAUUAAUAAGGCUAAACGUAAUAAUGAUCCAGAUUAUGUACCAGGGCUGUCCAGUGAAUUAAGCCAUACAAGUGGAAGUGAGUCGGAUCCUAGUUACGAAGAUAGACAAAUUACUUCAUCUAGUAAAAAAGUACACAUCUUGUCCAAUGUUUUAUUGGUAGCCCCUGCAAGUGUUAAUCAGGCAGACUUAAAUACUCCAAAUUAUUUAAAUGUUGAUGAAGAAGACUGUACAGGGAAUCCUCAGGAGAAUUUAUCUGAUAUAGAACCAGAAGAAAUCGAGUUUAACCCUGUCCAGGUCUUCAUUCGAGAAAAUAUUUUACAAAAGAUUAUAGAUAAAGCAGUGAAAAAAGCAGAAAGUAAACUCUAUACAAAAACUGGAGAAAUAAGGAAAAGAAAAAAAUUUGAGGAACCACUAGUUGAAAGGAAGAAACAAAAGAUAGAGAGUUACAAAAGAGCUCAUGAAGUUAAAAAGUCAUGUAAUGAAGAAUGCUGGGCAUGCGAAGAAUAUGAAAUACACAAAAAAGCCACGUCUCAUGAAGCUGAUGUAGAAAACCUUGCUAACUGUGAUGUGUGCAAAAAAUGGAAAAUUCAUAAGCUAAAAGCAACUAACGCCAGAAAAAAAUAUCAGGAAGAUGCUGAGAAAAUAAAACAAGAUGAGGAGAUUAUUGUAGCUGCUGAUUUGCAAAAGAGAGGAAAUUAUUUUUUUUCCUACAAAACAGAUUUUGAAAACGAAUUUACCGAUUUAAAAGAUAUAUUUAUAAUGAAGUACGUUAAGGGCACGUUAACAAAGCCUCAAGCUCGAAAUACAUGUCGCGGUGUGUCUUUAGAUCGAAAAAAUAAUCUUAUAUCCAAAUUAAAAGCGCACAUUCCUCAAAAUCGCAUGAAAUUUUGGGAAGACUUGCCGGUUUGCGAAGAUGGUUUUGAUGAAGAAAAUGAUUAA